Molecule: messenger RNA, 1956 nt
Organism: Colius striatus (speckled mousebird)
Lineage: Eukaryota; Metazoa; Chordata; Aves; Coliiformes; Coliidae
Exons: 7
Coding region: 307-975 (222 amino acids)
Cellular component (GO): membrane
Source: RefSeq, a predicted model, not a curated record
UCCCAACCCUUCGCUUUCCUUUCGCACCCACUCGGAACGGGUUGGGGUUUGGUUUUUUUUUUUCCCGGAGGCGGAGCCGGAGCCGGCGCUUUCCCCGUACCUGCCCGGCUGCUGGGCUCGGCUUCACCGAACGAGGCGCCCGGAACCGCCGGGGAACAGGGUCGGGUGGCGCCGGGGCCGCGGCGGGCCGGGCGCCGCGGAGGUUCCCGCGCGGCGCAGGAAAAGCUGUUCUCCCUCUUGGCUGGAGGGCCACCGCACGGCUUCCUGGUCUCCAUCUGUGGGGGUUUAUGUCGGUAUCAAAGCAGAAUGGAUCGUUAUCGAUAUUUCAUCUUUAACCAGAGGAGCAUGGUGGUGCUGGGGCUAUUCCAGAUAGCCUUCAGCACCCUGUGCGUCGUCAGCGGGUUCGUAGAUGCCAUUUUCAGAAUGGAGUCUCAGCUGGGCAAAACUAGAGCUCCAAUUUGGGCUGGCAUGGUGAUGGGAGUCCCGGGAGUUCUGGCUUUGUUUUCCUCUCAGAGGAAGAAUCCAGUUCUCGUGAAUGUACUGAUAGUUGCCUCCAUAACCUCUUGUGUUGCCAUCCUCAUUGUGGUAAUUUAUAGCUCCCUCACACUCAACUAUGGUGAAGAGGAGGAGGCGAGCUCUGUCCCAGUCCACAUUAUCCAUACAAAGUUCGUACUUCAUAGAGUAGUGAAGGGUGCUAGUGUGGCCAUGCUGGCUGCAGCUGUGGGCAGCGCCUGUGUUGUGCUGGUGAUGGCUUACUUGGGGUGCCGGAGCCUGCCACUCUGCUCUUGCUACGACAGCGUAACUGGCAUGGAAUGGUUGCAACCUAGCGAGGACCAAAAUCAGGCUGUGGAAAUGGAUUGCUCUGUAGAAAGUCCUGGGGGCAGAAUUUUUAACUUUCCAGAUCGAUUUCCAGCCCAGGACCUGGAUGCAGAGGAAGAUGCAUCCAAACCUCCACCAUAUAUCAGAAUGGCUUGAAAAAGUGGUCCAGCAUUUUGCAGCUACUGAUCUGAAAAGGUGGCAAGAUGGAUGUAAGAAGUUCUUCUUCUUUAAAAUAGUUGAGCACUUUCCUUUGGCCUUUUGAAAAGCAGAAAGAGAAAACUGUUGAAUGCCCAACAUAAAGCGAAGACCACAGUGCAAAGAAGAAGAUCUGCAGAUGUUUUUGGACAUUCAGACUUUGUAUAGUUACAACACCUCAUUGCCUCUGGACAGCGUGAGCAUCUUUUCCUCCAGCUUUUGUACUUACAUCAUAUUUUAUUCCACUAGGAUUCUUUGUGUGGUUUGUCUAGCAGUGCUAGCCUUAGGCAUUCAAAUAUUAAAUACAAUGAUAUUUUUAAAGAAACUGUCGGUUUCAAAGUAAGUUCUCAUCUUGAGAAAAUGCUGUGAGUGGUGGGAUCACAUCCACCACGGGCCAUGUAACUCCAGGAAAGAUCUUGGGUAGCAGUUAUCUUUUAUUGCAGCAGAUGAAGUGCCUUUCCCACUCCCCAAAGCAAAGGCAAUUCAAUUGUUCUUGCUUGAAGAUGUUUUGCACCUUUUGUUGUAACUUUGAACGGAAAAACCACCCUAAGCUGCAUAUUGAGGAAGUCCUCGUGGACCCUGGCACCGCUUUGUAAGGAAGGUGCCUACCGAGUGUCCCCAUUGCUGACUUCAGCCAUUAAGUGUACUAAUUGCUGGCUUUAUAAAGAAAAAAGGUACUGGGAUUAUGAAGAAUGGUACUGGGAUUAUAAAGAAAGGUACUGGGAUCAAGAGAGAGCCCUAAUCGCUAGCCCCCUGCUGCAACCCUUUACUGCUCACUCAUCGCUUCUCUGCUGCCUGGCUGCCCCCAUCCCUCUCUGCUCACGCCAGCAGCUUCACUCAAGGCUGCAGGUCGUGUUCUGCCAGCUGGAAGUUUGGCUACAUGUCACAGUAGCCAUAUUCUUUCUGGCUUUGCUUCUAAAUGCCUUCGUGUGUUUGCAUACA